AUGGGUCCACAGAAUGACACAAAGAUUUCAGAAUUUAUACUUCUUGGAAUUUCAGAGAACCCCAGUUUGCAGCCUGUUCUCUUUGGACUAUUCCUGGUCAUGUACCAGGUCACCAUGUUUGGAAACCUGCUCAUCAUCCUGGCCACGAUCUCAGUCUCCUACCUUCACACACCCAUGUAUUUCUGCCUCUCCAACCUGUCCUUUGUAGACAUCUGUUUAACCUCCACCAUCAUCCCAAGAAUGCUGGUGAACAUACAGACCCAGAGAAAGACAAUUACCUAUAAAUCCUGCAUCACACAAAUGCAUUUCUUUAUACUCUUUAUUAUGUUGGACAUUUUUCUGCUGACAGCGAUGGCCUAUGACCGCUUUGUGGCCAUCUGCCACCCCCUGCAUUACACAGUCAUCAUGAACCCCCAACUCUGUGUGUUCCUGGUUUUUUUGUCCUGGCUGGUGAGUUCCCUCUAUUCCAUCUUACAAAGCUUAAUAGUAUUACAAAUGUCCUUUUGUGGACACUCCAAAAUUCCACACUUUUUCUGUGAAGUGAAUCAGGUGGUCCAACUUGCCUGUUCUGACUCAUUUCUUUAUAAUGUAGUGACAUAUUUUGGAGCUGUGCUACUGGGUGGUGGUCCCCUCACCGGCAUCCUUUAUUCCUACUGUAAGAUAGUUUCCUCCAUCCGUGCAAUAUCAUCAGCUCAAGGGAAGUACAAAGCAUUUUCCACAUGUGCAUCUCACCUCUCAGUUGUUUCAUUAUUUUAUUGCACAAGCCUAGGUGUAUACCUCAGUUCUUCUAUGACUCAAACUUCACACUCCACUGCAAUAGCCUCAGUGAUGUACACGGUAGUCACCCCCAUGCUGAAUCCUUUCAUCUACAGUCUCAGGAAUAAGGACAUAAAGAGCGCUCUGAAAAGACUUUCUGAGAUACAUAUAAUCGGUGGACCAACUGUUCUGAGAACAAAUAAGUGUCCAUGA
Messenger RNA from Castor canadensis (American beaver), 969 nucleotides. RefSeq names its product putative olfactory receptor 7A2. NCBI's taxonomy places the organism in Eukaryota, Metazoa, Chordata, Mammalia, Rodentia, Castoridae. Gene Ontology annotation, biological process: G protein-coupled receptor signaling pathway. The record is from RefSeq and is a predicted model, not a curated record. Gene Ontology annotation, molecular function: G protein-coupled receptor activity; olfactory receptor activity. Gene Ontology annotation, cellular component: membrane.